ACGAAGCGAUUUGCGGGAUGGUGCUCGUAGACGCAGUGCAGGAGCGCAUGCAGUUCGAGACGUGGCCGGACCCCAGCAUCGCGGCCGUCACCGCGGGUCUCGACUACAUGGAGGCCCUGGGGCUGGCGCAGGACCACCGACUGACCGCGCACGAGUGGGCGGAGCUGAUGGCCGAGGAAGGCAGCGCCCACCACGCCCACCACGCCCGCCAGGCCGCCCGCGAGCUGUCCUACCUCCAACCCAGCCGCGCCGUCCUGACCUGUAAGCGGCAGUUGGUUGCGGGUCGGGACCUGCUGCGCGGCCGCCCGCUCAGCGUGCUCUGCGGCCAUUCCCGCCGCGACCAGCAGCGCCUGUACGACCGCGGGGUGAGUCGGGGGGUUGGGCUCCGAGGCCCAGCGCGCCACCUUUCGCGAUUAUCUAGAGCGGUGGGACGCGAGCGAGGAGGCCUUCCAGCACGAACUGUUGAAUCUGUCGUCCCACCGCCCGGUUCUCGACCGCCGUCAACAGUGGCCAUUGUAUCUUGCUCACGGAGCCGGAGCCAGUGGCGGGGGAGAUCCGCUGGGUUCUGGGCCAAAUUCCAUCGGGGCCCGUCUGACAUCCUUGUUGGGUAUGUGUAUAUGGUGGUAUGUGAUGAGAGCGUUGCACCGCUCGACCAAAAGGUUGUCAAGACACUGAUCUAGCUGAUCGUGCGCUCCAAAGGAUCCCGAAUCCUGUUGUUAUGUGCUGUCCAAGCCCCUUGGUGUUAUGAGCGAUCCUUUCCCUCAGGGCUUUGGAGAUGAGCAGGAUCCCAAGAUCUUUUGUCUUGAAGAUAUAUC
Messenger RNA from Aspergillus aculeatus ATCC 16872, 815 nucleotides. RefSeq lists its product as uncharacterized. The transcript has a single exon. The coding region runs from base 18 to 680 and encodes 220 amino acids. The record is from RefSeq and is a predicted model, not a curated record. NCBI's taxonomy places the organism in Eukaryota, Fungi, Ascomycota, Eurotiomycetes, Eurotiales, Aspergillaceae.